Messenger RNA from Diorhabda sublineata, 677 nucleotides. RefSeq names its product acylphosphatase-1-like. The coding region runs from base 209 to 502 and encodes 97 amino acids. Gene Ontology annotation, molecular function: acylphosphatase activity. The record is from RefSeq and is a predicted model, not a curated record. Lineage: Eukaryota; Metazoa; Arthropoda; Insecta; Coleoptera; Chrysomelidae. The transcript is spliced from 4 exons.
CCUCUAUUUUGUGAAAUAAAUCCAUAAUAUGAAAUGUACUAGUUAGUAACAAAAAAGAAGAAUAAGUCUGUAAAAGUACUAAGCGUUAGCUUUUAUCAUAUACACUAUUCUAAGAGAAGAUUACGAUGACAUUAAUUCAAAUUGAUAUAUAAUUUCAGUAACUGUCAUAUUUUCUUUUAUAAUCAUAUUCCAAAUUAUUUCUAGUAAAAUGGCUGAAAAAUUAAUUUCUGUAGAAUUUGAAGUCUUCGGAAGGGUCCAGGGUGUACUUUUCGGAAGGUAUAUGAUGAAAGCUGCUAAAUACCUUCAAGUGAGGGGUCUGAUUACGAAUACUCAUCGACAUUCUGUAAAAGGAGUUAUUGAAGGACGUAGUUCAUCAAUAGAAUCAAUGAAAUGGUGGUUACGCAAACAAGGCAGUCCAUUCUCUUAUAUAGCUUUAACCAUCUUCACUGACGAAAAGGAAAUAGACCAAUAUACAUAUAAAUCAUUUAAAGUUCGGGCAUAGAUGAAAACUUAUAAGAAAAUAUUUACUAUGUUUUCAUAUAUUUAUAUAUAGAUAUUUUUACUAUUUUCAUUUUAUUUGUAUAUCAUAUUUAUAUACAGAUUUAUGUUGGUGAUUGUAUGAUUUGUAUGUUGUUAUGUACUUAUCACUCUGGACAUGUGAAUUAAUAAACAUUCUC